Amphiprion ocellaris (clown anemonefish) is the source of this 2097-nucleotide messenger RNA. RefSeq names its product surfeit 4 (gene surf4). The transcript has 6 exons. Gene Ontology annotation, cellular component: endoplasmic reticulum; endoplasmic reticulum-Golgi intermediate compartment; membrane. The coding region runs from base 166 to 975 and encodes 269 amino acids. The record is from RefSeq and is a predicted model, not a curated record. Lineage: Eukaryota; Metazoa; Chordata; Actinopteri; Pomacentridae. Gene Ontology annotation, biological process: Golgi organization.
CAUUGUGGGGCGGAGGCGGCCUUUCUCUGCGUCCAGGCGAUCGGGAAAUCUUCAAGUAAAUAACGGGGGGAGGAACAGUCUGAGCGCAGCCUGCCAAGUAUCCAACACACCGAGACUGUGUUGCGACCGAGCCUUAGAUAUUACAAAUUGUAAUAUUAGUCCAAUAUGGGGCAGGAGGAUCUUAUGAACACAGCCGAAGACGUGGCAGACCAGUUCUUGCGGGUAACCAAACAGUACCUACCCCACCUGGCACGUCUGUGUCUCAUCAGCACCUUCCUCGAAGACGGGAUCCGCAUGUGGUUCCAGUGGAAUGAGCAGCGAGACUACAUCGAGGCUACCUGGAGCUGUGGCUACUUCCUGGCUACGUGCUUUGUGCUGCUUAACCUCAUCGGACAGCUGGGUGGUUGUGUCCUCAUCCUCAGUAGAAAUUUUGUACAGUAUGCCUGCUUUGGAUUAUUUGGCAUCAUAGCAUUACAGACUGUUGCAUACAGCAUUUUAUGGGACCUUAAAUUUUUGAUGAGAAACCUGGCCCUGGGAGGAGGUCUGCUCUUGCUGCUGGCUGAGUCUCGUUCGGAAGGGAAGAGCAUGUUCGCUGGAGUCCCGUCUAUGGGAGAGAGUUCACCGAAGCAGUACAUGCAGCUGGGCGGUCGAGUGCUGCUAGUGCUCAUGUUCAUGACCCUGUUGCACUUUGACUCCAGUUUCUUCUCCAUCCUGCAGAACAUGGUGGGGACUGCUCUCAUCAUCCUGGUGGCCAUUGGCUUCAAGACCAAGCUGGCAGCGCUGACCCUCGUCGUGUGGCUUCUGGCUAUCAACGUCUACUUCAACGCUUUCUGGACCAUCCCCGCCUACAAACCCAUGCACGACUUCCUCAAGUACGACUUCUUCCAGACCACCUCGGUCAUCGGCGGCCUGCUGCUGGUGGUGGCGCUUGGGCCCGGUGGAGUGUCCAUGGAUGAGAAAAAGAAAGAGUGGUAGGCAAAAUAGGGGGUUAAGGUGAGAGGAUUGCGCAGCACCACUAACUUCCCCCACUGACCGGGACACAAAGACCCUCCCUCUCCUCCAGUUCCACCAGGGUACACAGUUUUUUUUUUUUAGUUUUUUGUUAUUUGGCCAAAUCCAGAGACACCAUCUCAGCCAUCAAUGGACAGUUGUUUCUGUUUUUCUCCCAACUGCUGUUUUUUUUCUUUAGUUGAACACAAUAAUAGCGGAUUUUUUCAAAACAUUUCUUGUGUGUCCUGUUUUUUUCAUGACAGCAAAAAUUAAAAUGCCCAUGUAUUUCAAAGUGCUAAGAAAACAAGAAAGGGAUGAUAAGUAAAAAGAAAAGAUUUAUUUGGUCUGUGUGCAGAGGAUGAAUGAAAAUAAUUCAUUGUGUUUUAUGGGUGUUAUGCCAUAAAUUAUCAUAAAUUAACUUUAAUAUUUUCUGAAUGAAACUGGCGAAUUGGAUGGAGUUCAGCAGUUUGGGUUCUCCGUGGAUCUGUAUCAACCAUUGGCUCAUGGAGUGUCUGACACUCAGUCCUGAGAACUUGAGCACUGAUUUGACACCAGCUCACCUCGACUCUCCAGGUUUCAUCUCCCUCCUUUUCUUUUAUUUUUCUCCCCCCCCACGAGCACCCUAGUUUCUUGUACAUCUGUACACCUUCAGCUGACUGACAACUGUUGUUCAUGGGGAGUCGACUUGGGGUUGGGACGUGUACAUUGUAUACUAAGUGGUGGAUUGCAGUCGUGCUUGAUUGAAAAUUUCAACACAGUUAUUAGCUCCGGGACUUGUUAUUGGGCACUUUGUACUGUACGUCUUUGGCAAAUGCCUGACUAGUGAACUGUAUAUGAUCGGGGAUAAUAAAGAGGGGGGGAGACUCAACGUUUGUGAAACACCAUAUUCUGCGAUCUAGGAAAGCAAAGAGGACUAAGCAGAGUCACUAGCCGCCUGGACUUUGUCUUUGCUCAGUGUUUUUUGCCCUGUGUAAGAAAAGCUUAAAAAAAAAAGAGAAAAAGAUAUUCAGUGUAUUGAUUUUCAGAAGUUUAUAUUGUAUUUUUGAUCAUUUGUUUUUUUGAUUUUGGAAGUACAUGGCGAAGAAAUAAAUACUCAAAAAUAUGAAA